Molecule: messenger RNA, 704 nt
Organism: Asparagus officinalis (garden asparagus)
Lineage: Eukaryota; Viridiplantae; Streptophyta; Magnoliopsida; Asparagales; Asparagaceae
Exons: 1
Coding region: 1-525 (174 amino acids)
Source: RefSeq, a predicted model, not a curated record
AUGGUGGGUACUCGUAGUAAUGGUAACUCAUCCAGUGGCAGUGGUCAGAUGCCUGAAGCAGAUCCACAGCAGCUUUUAGUAAUGAUUCAGGGGCUGGUGACGAACCAGCAUUUCUUAGCUGGGCAUUUGCAGCAGGAGCCUCAGCACCAGCAUCCACCUCGCUCGGAGCCUGGUGUUAGAGAGUUUCAAUAUAUGCGGCCUCCUUCCUUUACUGGUGCCGAUGGACCUUUAGCAGCAGAGGAGUUCCUCAUGGUCACGGAGACUAUCCUUACGGUGACUCAUAUUCCCCCUGCAGAGUGGGUAGAUCUCAUGGAUGUUCAGCUCACGGAUACAGCUAGAAUCUGGUGGGCUGCUGAGAAGACACACCUAGAGAGGCCGAUUCUGUGGGAAACGUUCACGGAUCGCUUCAAUAGGAAGUAUUUUCCUCAGUCGGCCCGAGAUGAGCUCCUGAGUAGAUUUGUCGAUCUCAAGCAGGGGGGUCGAUCAGUCGAUGAGUACGAGGCCGAGUUUUCUUCUUUGAGCUGAUAUGCUCCCCACUUGGUCACAGACCCCACUAUCAGAAGGCACCAGUUCUAGAAAGGUCUGGAUAAGUAUAUCAGAUUGGCUUUGGCUGGUAGGGCUCUCGCGACUCACGACGCCGUAUUGGAUGCAGCACAUGAGAUUAAGAGCGUGCAGAAGGAACCAGAAGAUUCACACUUGAUUCA